AUGGAAAAUUAAUUGAAAAUAUUUUAAGAAGAAUUAUAAGAAUUGCUCAUCAAAUCAUAAUUAAACAUGAGAAAGCUCACUAUUAAUAAUAUCUAACUAUCAGAUCUUAUGAAAACUUCUGCUAAUGACUUACAUAUUGCAGUUGAAGAAAAUACAGAUAAGGUUAAUUUGUAAAUUAAACAAUGUAUGUAAAUGCAAGAUGAAUUUUUGUAAAUAGAAGCCCUAUAAAAGAAAGUGUAUAUUAUUUGCAUCUAUUACCUAGGGAAAUAUUUAGAUUAAUAAUUGAAGAAGUGCAGAAAAAGAAAGAACAAGAAUAUUAGAAUUUAUUAAAAAAAUAAUGA
Messenger RNA from Paramecium sonneborni, 341 nucleotides. Lineage: Eukaryota; Ciliophora; Oligohymenophorea; Peniculida; Parameciidae. The record is from the annotation of a GenBank genome assembly.